This is a messenger RNA of Chlamydomonas reinhardtii, 2328 nucleotides long. RefSeq lists its product as uncharacterized. Lineage: Eukaryota; Viridiplantae; Chlorophyta; Chlorophyceae; Chlamydomonadales; Chlamydomonadaceae. The record is from RefSeq and is a predicted model, not a curated record. Gene Ontology annotation, biological process: cell redox homeostasis; cellular response to oxidative stress. Gene Ontology annotation, molecular function: thioredoxin peroxidase activity; oxygen binding; heme binding. Gene Ontology annotation, cellular component: cytoplasm. The coding region runs from base 262 to 1560 and encodes 432 amino acids. The transcript is spliced from 5 exons.
CCUUGUGGCCGCGCAACAACGCAGCUAAUUGAAAACAAUAAAGCACAAGCAAACCGCAGUGUCGGAGACUUUCGGUUUCCCCGGGAGUGACUUUGCGCAGGAUUGGGCCUUCUACCACUUCAAACAUAUACAAAGCUCCUGAAGCCUCACACCUACUUAAGUACUAAAUAAAUUGGACACAGCGCUCACUGUCAGCAACUCCGUUUGCGCCACCGAGACCUUGCCGUUUCGGCCGUUUUCCAGUCCCAGGUGCCGGCUAAAAUGGGAAACACCUGCACAGGAGUGGCCAAUAUGGUCACGGAGGAUGAAAUCAAAGAGGCGGUGCGGAGCAUUGAGGAAUGGCAGAAGAACCAAGCCAACGCCGCGAGGAAUGGAGGGCCACAGAGCAGCACGGGCCCGCUGCUCCAGCGUGUGGGCGGUUCCGACGUGGUGAAGCACGUGGUGGAGCUGUUCUACCGCCACCUCUACGCCGACCCCUCACUCAUAAAGUUCCUGCACGAUCAAGAAAUGACGCACCUGCGGGCCAAACAAUCCGCCUUCAUCUCAUGGCUGUUCGGCCCCCCCAACGUGCCGUACACGGGCAAGUCGGUCCGCAUCGCGCACCUGCGCAUCAUCAAGCAGCGGGGCUUCAGUCCCGAGGACUUUGAUCUGGGCAUGAAGUACUUUGCCGAAUCCAUGCGCGAGCUCGGGGCGCCCGAGAUCCUUAUCAAUGAAGUCUUGCGCCGUAUCACGCCGUACAAGGACGCAAUCUUCACGCCCAGUGCCGGUGAUGCCGCGGAGGAGGCGCGCUGGGCGGCGGAGGCGGCGGCCGCGUCGCGGGCCGCGUCACGCAAGGAGCUGCUGACGGCUGGGUCCAAGGCGCCGUCGUCUUCACUGCAAGGCGCGGACGCGACUGCGACGGCUUCAGACGCCGCCGGUGGCGCCGAUGCACAGAAGCCGGCAGCGCUGCUGGCGGGUAUCGCGGAAGUGGCGGAGGGCGCGACCGAUACGUUCGUAGGCGCAGUGGCGGCGCCAGUUGCUGUCGGCAGCCGGCCCGGCUCCCGGCAGUGCCCGUUCACCGGCGGCCGCCUGUCCCGCCCCGCCAGCGCCGCAGUGGCGCCCACCGCGACGGCAGCGGUGGCGGCGGCGGCUCAGGCGGCGGCAGGCUCAGAUGUGAGCGCUGCGGUGUCGGCCGGCCUCCACCCGCCCGUGCCAAGCGCCGACAAUGCGCCCGUUGCUGUCGAGGCCAAGCCUCCUUCCCGUGCGCCGUCAGCGGCAGUGUCGCCGCCGCCGCAGCAGCAGACAUCGCUGUCGGCGGCGCCGCCAGGUCGCAGCGCGACCCAGUUGGAGCAGGAGCUGGAGUCUCUGGGCCGUGGGGUGGAUGUCUUGGACGCAGCUCAGGCAGUGGUGGUCGGGGAGGAGGCGGUGGUGGCGGAGGCGGCAGCGGCGUUGCAGCGGGUGGAGGUGGCGCCGGCGGAGGAGGGCGCGGCGGCGAAAGCGGCGGCGGCAAACGUGGCGGCGCCGGCAGAGCCGCAGCUGGUGCUGUCAGGCUCGGGGCGGCAGAUGGCAGAGGUGUUCUGAGGUGGUGCCUGGCUGGAUGGCUGGUGUGUUAAUUGCGUGAAUGAUUCGGUAAAGCACGUACUUGGCAACAUUGAGUACUUGGGCACGAGGCAGCGAACCCCUUUCAGUGACGCUGCAGUGGUCGGUACAGAUGCUCGGAGUUCACCAAUAUUGCCUCCACUACCGUAGUUCACUGCGUUUGCUAAGUUUCAUUACCGUACUGUAUGUAUAGUCUGGCGUAAGAAGUGCCUGAGACGCUGCUGGCGCUGCCGGACCGGAAGAUGCACGGUACCAUGAACACGUGUCCUAAAUCAUAAUGGAUGUUAAAAGUGAGCUGAUAAGUUAUGCAUUACGGUGUGGUGGUGCAUGGCACGCAGUUGACUUAUGAAGACAGACCAGGGGACCUUGCUGACAUGAGUGUGAUGGUCGGUCGGUCCGUUGCUGCCGCAGUGACGCCGUUUUGUGACCGGGUGGCCCUCUUUGCACCGUACGGUAGGCUGCAGUCGCGCGGAGUCACGACAUUCCCAUUCCCUGUUGCGUCACUUACGUUUGCCGGAAUUGUACGCCGCACUGAUUUAUUGCCGGGUCCGCUAUGGAACUGUGACCCCGAUGACAAGAUUGCCAAUCUUAACUGUUGGGCCUGCCUGACGCGCAUGCCUUCCGGUCGCGGCGGCCGCACUCGGUGAAGGAACUGCUACCUAUGAUAGCAGCUCGGCGCUCGCAACAUGCGCGCCUACUGAUGGAUGACUUCCUGCCUAAGGACAGCGGAGACUGUAAAGUGAAGAUGCG